UAUAUCAAUUGAUUUUUCCUGUUUAGGGUUGAUAGAUUUGUUCUUCCCGAUUUGCCAAAUCUCUGAAUUGAUAAAAUUCAUCAGGAACCAUAUUGAUUUUCUGCUCAAAGAAUGAGUUUUGCGGUGUUUUUUUUAGGGUUUUUUUGCUAAACUUCUGUAAAAGGUGGGGUUUUUUUCAGAAAAUCCCACAAUUGAUUAGAUAGGAUUAAGAAAUGGGGGAAGAUUUUCUGACAAGCUUAGGUUUCGAAAACUGCCCACCAUCAACAUUCUUGUCAAUGGAUUCAAUCGCCACCUGUCACGAAGAAUCGGACCGAGAUAUGAAUCGGCAGAAUAUUCUUUCGGGACCACCGGAUAUCAAUCUGCCGUUUUCAGUAGAGCAAAGCCCUCCCCCUCAAUUGUGGAGCACCGAUUCGCUUGAUAUUCUCGAUGCUGGUCUUGGAUACCAAGCCAUUGACUCGGAUAAGCUUCUCGAUUUGCCUAAGACGGGUCGAAAGUGUGCUAAGAAAUUGGAUAGUGUCUGGGGUGCUUGGUUCUUCUUCAGCUUCUACUUCAAGCCCGUUUUGAAAGACAAAUCGAAAUGCAAGAACAUAGUCAACGGGGUUUCGUCGGGCUUCGAAAAAUCCGAUCUUCAACUCGAUGUCUUCUUAGUGCAGCACGAUAUGGAGAACAUGUACAUGUGGGUUUUCAAGGAUCGGCCCGAAAAUGCACUCGGUAAAAUGCAGUUGAGAAGUUACAUGAACGGUCACGCUCGUCCAGGUCAGCGUCCGUUUCCAUUUAGUGCCGACAAGGGUUUCGUCAGGUCUCAUAAAAUGCAGAGGAAGCAGUACAGAGGACUCUCUAAUCCACAGUGUUUACAUGGUAUUGAGCUCGUUCCAUCGCCUAAUUUUACAGCCCUCGACGAAGAAGAAAAGAAGAAGUGGGUCGAAUUAACGGGUAGAGAUCUCAGCUUCUCUAUCUUACCCGAGGCGAAAGAAUUCGGUUCUUGGAGAAAUCUCCCAAAUACAGACUUCGAACUCGAAAGUUUGAAGAAUAACAACUCGCACACUAAUCCCACAAAGAAACUGCUCAACGGGUCGGGUUUGAAUUUAUCAACUCAGCCACUAAACCAAGCAAUAAACGGCAAUGGAAUCGAUCUCUUAUCUAACAAGAAGAGGAAAGAUUUAUUCGAAGAUUGUUUCUUGCCGAACGAUCUUAACGGAGAGUUCCACACUGUGGAGCAGCCGCAUUGGUUGAGUGAGUUUAGCGGUGUGAUGAAAUAUGUGUACGGACCCGUAACUGCGGCUAAAACUAUAUACGAAGAUGAAGAAAGAUAUUUAAUAUUUGUUACUUUGCCUUUUGCCGAUCCGGAAAAGGUGAAAGUGCAUUGGUGGAAUACUCUGAGUCACGGUGUGGUGAAAAUAUCGUCCGUGAGUACUGCUUGUAUGCCGUUUGUUCAGAGAGGCGAACGGAGUUUUAAGCUUACCGAUUCGGCGCCUGAGCACUGUCCACCUGGCGAGUUUAAAAGAGAAAUCACGUUGCCUACUCGGAUACCUGAUAAUGCUAAACUUGAAGCCUACUUUGAUAAGAGUGGAACGGUUCUUGAGAUUAAUGUGCCUAAGCAUCGCGUGGGGCCGGAGGAGCAUGAGGUUGCUGUGUGCCUUCGCCCGCCGAAUGAAUUUGCUUUGUCUUGAAACGAGGUAUUAAUUUAAGUGGGGGGAGAUUAAAGUACUGAUUGAGUAGGGAUUUUACUAAUAAGUAAUGAAAGUUAUACAUAGAUUAUAUUGAUUUUUGACUUGGCUCGAGCUGCUCUUUGCACCUUCUUCUAUUUUCUUUUCCCUAGAUUGUUGAUAGUUUUAGUUUGGGAUUUUAUUUUAUUUUUUGGGGGUAAAUUACCGUUACCCUGAAGUAAGACUAAAUAACUUAGAAACCUUCGUGAUAUUGGUCAUUACAAAUACCCCUGAGCUAUUUCUCCCAAAAUCUUGAAUAUUCGUAAUGAAUUUCCAAAUUUACCCCAGAUAUAAUACCGAUAGAUUUGUCAUUCUUUUUGUUUAAUAAAAGGGUAAUUUAGACAAUUCAUUCAUUCCGUUAAGGUUUCCAACGGGCUGUUAGUUUUAGGGGUUAUUUGUAAUUUACCAAUACUAUAUGGGUUUUUAAGUUAUUUAUCUUGGGUACCCGUAAUUUACCCUGUUUUCUUUUUAGUUUAGAUUCCGAAGUGAUUGAGGAUAAAGGUGAAAUUGAUUUGUAGAUUAUAGAAGUUUUUUUUUUUU
Messenger RNA from Erythranthe guttata (spotted monkey flower), 2246 nucleotides. The record is from RefSeq and is a predicted model, not a curated record. Lineage: Eukaryota; Viridiplantae; Streptophyta; Magnoliopsida; Lamiales; Phrymaceae.